Thamnophis sirtalis is the source of this 1626-nucleotide messenger RNA. NCBI's taxonomy places the organism in Eukaryota, Metazoa, Chordata, Lepidosauria, Squamata, Natricidae. The record is from RefSeq and is a predicted model, not a curated record.
AUGCCUAUAACAGUCAAUGGUUGGGCUAUAGAACAAGUCCAACAAUUUACUUACUUUGGUAGCACUAGGUCUAUUAAUGAAGGUACAGAUAAUGACAUUAACCAUCAAAUUGGAAUGGCAGUGACCAUGUUUCAAUGCAUGUGCCCAAUUUGGUCUACAGCCGCUAUAAGUAUUACAACAAAGGUAAAAAUCUUCAAGAGUAUUGUUAUACCAAUUGCAAUGUAUGCUGAUGAAACAUGGAAGUGUACAACCAAGAUGAUUAAAAGGUUACAUGUUUUCCAACAACGCUGCUUGAGGAGAAUCCUCCAGAUAUACAGUACAGUGGCCAUAUCAUUAAUGAAGAGACACGCAUUUUGGAGCUACACCCUAGAUUAUUUGAAGUGGAAAGGCCUGAAGCUUACCAGCAAACCCUCAAUACAUCCUGAAACUAUCUACUACUAUCUGCCUCAUCUCCGGAAAAAUGAAGAUGCUAUUUACCCAAAAGUCAUAACUGGGCAGAGCAGAACUGGGGCAUUCCUAGUAAUUGGUAUAUCAUCAGUGCGAAGAAAAAAGGAAAGUUAUUUGAUGAAUACAUUGAAUUCUCUUUUCAAUGGAAUAUCUAAAUAUCGGAAGAAAAAUUGUGUGAUAAUUGUCCUUAUAGCAGAGGUGAACUCAACAUACGUUAAUAGCUUUGCAGGAAGCAUUAAAAGAAGCUUUUCAAAUGAAGUUGUUUCUGGUGCUCUGGAAGUUAUUUCACCCCAUGAAUCCUUUUACCCUGACUUCUCCAAUCUUAAGGAAACAUUUGGCGAUUCAAAAGAAAGAGUGAGGUGGAGAACAAAACAGAAUUUGGAUUAUAGUUUCUUAAUGAUGUAUGCCCAAAAAAAGGGAACAUAUUAUUUACAGCUAGAAGAUGACAUUGUGGCCAACCCUCAAUAUUUAUAUACAAUAAAUUACUUUAUUGAACUAAAGUUAUCACAGGAAUGGAUAGUUCUUGAGUUUUCUCAACUUGGGUUUAUUGGAAAAUUAUUCCGAUGCAAAGACUUACCACUGAUAGUAGAAUUUUUUUUAAUGUUCUACAAAGAUAAACCAAUUGACUGGCUACUAGACCACUUAAUUUCAGUUAAAGUUUGUAAUCCAGAGAAAAAUGUAAAAGACUGUGAAAGCCAGAAGUCUAAUUUACGCAUCCGUUAUAAACCAUCACUUUUUCAACAUGUGGGAUUUCAUUCUUCUUUAAAUGGAAAGAUACAGCAGUUGAGAGAUGAAGAUUUUGUCGAAACAUCAUUAUUUAGGGAACAUGUUAACCCUCCUGCAAAAAUGAAAACAAGCUUAAAAGUAUUUCAGCAGUUUACUCUAGAAAAGGCUUACAAUGGAAUAGAAAUAUUUUGGGCUUUUACUCCUAAAGUAGGAGAUUAUAUUUUGUUCAGUUUUGAGAAACCAUUGAAAAUAAUAAGAUAUUUAUUCAGAAGUGGAAAUUUUAAACACCGUAAAGACAUAUUGUUUAACACUACUGUAGAAGUUUUACCUAGCAAUUUGGAUAUCAUGGAGAACAUAAUGCAAGCAAUUAUAGCGGCCCCUUCAUUAUUACUUUCUGCCCCUACUUUGUUUCUGCUUAAACAGCGAUUUGACAAUAUUCCUCAUUUGGAAUAA